AUGACAUACGAAGGCGCCAUUGGUAUCGACCUCGGUACGACGUACUCGUGCGUUGGUGUGUGGCAGAACGAACGUGUGGAAAUCAUUGCAAAUGACCAGGGUAACCGUACGACGCCGUCCUACGUUGCCUUCACGGACUCUGAGCGCCUGAUCGGCGAUGCGGCGAAGAACCAGGUGGCGAUGAACCCUACGAACACGGUGUUCGACGCGAAACGGCUGAUCGGACGGAAGUUCUCCGACUCUGUCGUGCAGUCCGACAUGAAGCACUGGCCCUUCAAGGUCGUCACCAAGGGCGACGACAAGCCAGUGAUCCAGGUACAGUUCCGCGGUGAGACGAAAACCUUCAAUCCUGAGGAGAUCAGUUCCAUGGUACUAUUGAAGAUGAAGGAGGUUGCGGAGUCGUAUCUUGGGAAGCAGGUGGCUAAGGCUGUCGUAACAGUGCCUGCAUACUUCAACGACUCGCAGCGCCAGGCAACGAAGGACGCGGGGACGAUUGCUGGUCUGGAGGUGCUGCGCAUCAUCAACGAGCCAACGGCUGCUGCAAUUGCCUAUGGCCUGGACAAGGCUGAUGAGGGGAAGGAACGCAACGUGCUCAUCUUCGAUCUUGGUGGUGGCACCUUCGAUGUGACAUUGCUGACGAUUGACGGCGGCAUCUUCGAGGUGAAAGCCACAAAUGGUGACACCCACCUUGGUGGAGAAGACUUCGACAAUCGCCUUGUGGCUCACUUUACCGAGGAAUUCAAGCGCAAGAACAAGGGCAAGGAUCUCUCAUCGAACUUGCGCGCCCUUCGCCGCCUUCGUACGGCUUGUGAGCGCGCCAAGCGCACACUUUCUUCCGCUGCGCAGGCAACCAUCGAGAUCGAUGCACUCUUCGAAAACAUUGACUUCCAGGCGACCAUUACCCGUGCUCGUUUCGAGGAACUGUGCGGUGACCUGUUCCGUGGUACAUUGCAACCCGUAGAGCGUGUGCUGCAGGAUGCCAAGAUGGACAAACGCGCCGUGCACGAUGUGGUCCUGGUUGGUGGUUCCACCCGUAUCCCCAAGGUGAUGCAGCUUGUGUCUGACUUUUUCGGUGGCAAGGAGCUUAACAAGAGCAUCAACCCCGACGAGGCAGUGGCCUACGGCGCUGCUGUACAAGCUUUCAUCUUGACCGGUGGUAAGAGCAAGCAAACGGAAGGUCUCCUCCUUCUGGAUGUCGCCCCGCUUACGCUCGGCAUCGAGACGGCAGGUGGCGUGAUGACGGCACUGAUCAAGCGCAACACGACGAUCCCCACCAAAAAGAGCCAAAUCUUCUCCACAUACUCAGACAAUCAGCCCGGUGUGCACAUUCAGGUCUUUGAGGGUGAGCGUACCAUGACGAAGGACUGCCAUCUCUUGGGCACCUUCGAUCUCUCUGGAAUCCCCCCGGCACCCCGCGGCGUGCCACAGAUAGAAGUGACCUUCGACCUAGACGCUAAUGGUAUUCUUAGCGUUUCUGCGGAGGAGAAGGGCACUGGCAAGCGCAACCAGAUUGUCAUCACAAACGACAAGGGUCGCCUGAGCAAGGCUGAUAUCGAACGCAUGGUGUCUGAUGCUGCGAAGUAUGAGGCUGAGGAUAAGGCGCAGCGUGAGCGCAUUGAUGCUAAGAACGGUCUUGAGAACUACGCCUUCUCGAUGAAGAACACUAUCAAUGACCCCAACGUUGCUGGCAAGCUUGACGACGCCGACAAGAACGCUGUCACCACUGCCGUGGAGGAGGCACUGCGAUGGCUGAACGACAACCAGGAGGCCAGUUUGGAUGAAUACAACCACCGCCAGAAGGAGCUCGAAGGCGUGUGUGCUCCCAUCUUAUCAAAGAUGUACCAGGGCAUGGGCGGUGGCGACGCGGCUGGCGGUAUGCCCGGAGGUAUGCCCGGGGUAUGCCCGGUGGUAUGCCCGGAGGAAUGGGUGGUGGGAUGGGAGGCGCUGCGGCAUCGUCCGGGCCUAAAGUCGAGGAGGUUGACUAAGUUCCCAGGUGUAUUUCGGACCGGUGCUGCAGUCGUCUCAUUGUCUACGGUGAUGGUCCGCCGCCACAUUUUCUCUUCGUCUCUGUAG
This is a messenger RNA of Trypanosoma brucei brucei TREU927, 2073 nucleotides long. RefSeq names its product heat shock protein 70. Gene Ontology annotation, cellular component: cytoplasm. Lineage: Eukaryota; Euglenozoa; Kinetoplastea; Trypanosomatida; Trypanosomatidae. Gene Ontology annotation, biological process: cellular response to unfolded protein; protein refolding. The transcript has a single exon. The record is from RefSeq and is a predicted model, not a curated record. Bases 1 to 2073 code for a protein of 690 amino acids. Gene Ontology annotation, molecular function: ATP-dependent protein folding chaperone; ATP binding; ATP hydrolysis activity.